CAGCAAAUCCCCAAUCCCCAUUCUACUCGCUCGUUCCGUACACGACACUGCCACUGCGGGCCUGCGGAACUGCCCUCGCCGCCGCCGCCGCCAUGGACUCGCUGCCCUCGCUCCCGCCAGCCACCCUCCCCUGGCCGGACCUCCUCGCGGGCGCGGCGUCCUCCGCCCGCCGCCUUGUCGCCGCCCACUCCCGCCACUUCCUCGCGCUCUCCUCGCUCCUCCUGCUCCCGCUCGCCCUCCUCCUCGCCCUCCCCUGCCCCUUCCUCCCCGCCUCCGCCUCCUCCCCAGCCGCGCCCUCCGUCUCGCUCCGGGCCCCUCCGGAUCCGCAGCGGGACCCGCUGGCCGUCCCGCUCCCGGCUGUCGCCCUCGCCGCCGCGCUCCUCUACCUCGCCGCCUUCGCCGCCGCCGCCGCCAGCGCGCACGCGGGCUUCUUCGGCCGCCCUGUCAGGCUCCUCGCCUCGCUCCGCUCCGUGCCGGCCUCCCUCACCCGCCUCGUCGUCACCGCACUCCCGGCCUCCCCGCUCGCGCUCCUCCCCCUGCUCCCGCUACCCGCCCCACUCCGCGCUGCGCUCCCCAUCCUCGGCGCUGUCCUCCUAUCCCCAUUCUGGUCCCUUGCCGGCGCCGCCGCCGUGGUCGAAUCUACCGCCGGUUUCCGCCCGCUCCGCCGCAGCUGCCAGCUGCUCUGGGGGGCGCGCCUCGCCGCUCUCUUCGCUUUCCUGAUCUUCGCCGCCGGAUUCGGCGUCACGCUCUGGGGGUUCGGCGGGGUGGCCGCGGAGACGUACGACGCUGCCGCUGGGUGGGCUGCCAUGGCGCCCGUAGUCGUCAAGGCGGUGGCUGGCACAGCGCUGCUUGCCGUGAUGAUGCUGUACGGGAUGGUGGCCAAUAUUGUGCUGUACAUGCACUGCCGCGCGCUGCACGGGGAGCUCGCUGGGGAGAUCUACAACGAGUUCGCGGACAUGUAUGUCUUCCUGCCCUUUGAUGAUGGCAAGGAUCGACAUGUCAUCUCGGUGGUAACUGUCUGGCCGUGAUUGGUUUCAGUGGGAGCAACCAGUCAAGCUUUUCAUCGGGUCUGCAUCUCUGUUCUUAUGUGCAUAUGUGUUUGUUUAAAUUUGCCAAUAGAUCGAAUACUGUACUAUUAGUUAAGAUAGCCUUGCCUUUUGGUUUUGUACUGCAAAUAGAAAAGGAUUUGACAAAUAUAUAUACAUAUAUACCACUACAUUAAUGUGAAUUGAAUGAAAACUGGCCAUUUGUAAUUUUGCAUCAUUAGUUGUAGGUUGGCUACAACAUUGGUGGUAUAAGACUGGUAUAGUACAGCGCAGUACUAGGGCGAGCUUUUCUCAGUUAGACAUUAACCGCCAUCCUUAGCAUUGAACUAAAAGUUAGAACUGCAUAUCUAAAUUUCUCCACAGGUCAUCCUUAUACAUGUUGGUUUGUGGCUGUCAUGAAAAAAAAGUAUGGGCUAUUGAUUUGUGUAGUUUUUCAUCAGCUGCCUGGUAAGGCAACUACAGUGUGCAUUGUUAGAAUAAAACUAUCCUUCUACAUUUGGUACCUUAUUAUGCCUUGGAAUAACAUCUUGGUACUAUUUUUGAUACAUCUUCUAUGAGUUGGAGGAUACUUUAUAUUGACAUAAUUAUCAUGUAGAGAAGAUAGAACAAACUGGACAAGAGGCUCCAAUUAUUUUUGUUCAGUUACCAUAUCUUCAGUAAUUGGACAUAAAGGAUCAAAUACUUGUGUUAGUCAUUUGAAGAUUCACCCUGUAGUGGAAAAGUUUGUAACUUUAUUCUUCUGUUUAUUCCAUAACAAUUCAUUUGAUGGAUAUUAUAGUAGCACACUCAACGGUAAGAUGAAAAUAGGUGGCAUAUGGAAUAAACCUUAACUGUGUUUGUUAGCAUGAUGUGUAGAUUUUCUCCAGGAAACAAGAAAGGUGUAUGUGGUGAUAUUCUUUUCUUACAAGGUCGUAAGAAGUUUUCAUGGUAUUUGCUAUUAUUGGAAAUGCAAUUGGAGUGCACUGCAUCACUGACAAUGUAAUUUGCAUUAGUUGUAGAACUGAAAAAAAAAUGCUGGCACCCUCUCUGAAAGUAAAUGCUGCUCUAGUGUAUUAGUUGUUUGGCGUUUUAUUAGGUACCUUGCAUACUAGGUUUACGUAGCAGUGGUGGAAUAAGGUUAUAUUUGAAUUGGAGAAAUUGUUUGUCCUGCUUGUCAAAAGACUUUUGAGUUUUCAUGCUUGACAUAAUCUUUAGAAUGCUUUUGUUUUUUAAAAUUAUUCUGUUCUGACAGUACAUUAUUGGAAAGAAACAUUACUGAUAUUUACUCCCUCUGACCU
Messenger RNA from Panicum hallii, 2323 nucleotides. RefSeq lists its product as uncharacterized. The transcript has a single exon. The record is from RefSeq and is a predicted model, not a curated record. The coding region runs from base 93 to 1028 and encodes 311 amino acids. Lineage: Eukaryota; Viridiplantae; Streptophyta; Magnoliopsida; Poales; Poaceae.